This is a messenger RNA of Ctenopharyngodon idella (grass carp), 4917 nucleotides long. RefSeq names its product ST8 alpha-N-acetyl-neuraminide alpha-2,8-sialyltransferase 1 (gene st8sia1). The transcript is spliced from 5 exons. Gene Ontology annotation, molecular function: alpha-N-acetylneuraminate alpha-2,8-sialyltransferase activity. Bases 579 to 1598 code for a protein of 339 amino acids. Lineage: Eukaryota; Metazoa; Chordata; Actinopteri; Cypriniformes; Xenocyprididae. The record is from RefSeq and is a predicted model, not a curated record. Gene Ontology annotation, biological process: N-glycan processing; oligosaccharide metabolic process.
UAAUGAGGGCAAUGAUGCGUGCUAAAGCACUCGCAACAAACUGAGCUUUGUCUGUCAUUUAUUCGGAAGAUUACCUCCGAGACGGCCAGAUUGGGAGGGAAGGCCUUAAAAAAUUAAUUUGUAUAGCGGGACAAAGAAAAAUGCCGUGAUGCGGUGAUAAAGGCGAUAUGAAGCCGGAUAACGCAGGGAUCAGAUUUGUUGUAGAGUUCAAGACGGGUUGCAUUAGAAGUGAUGGGGGGAGAAGAUAUCUGGAUCCUGUGUAAAACGCCGUGAGAUUCCGACUGUUUGGGCAGACGGAACCAGUGAAGGAGAUUCGACCGCAUCCACCACAUCCCGCCCGUGAUUGUGAGCUCAUCCAUCAGCAAACCAGCAGGGAAUGAGGAGGAAUUUGAUGCAUGCAUGCAUGAAAAUCUGACACUGAUGCACCACUGUUGGCCUCUUUAACGCCGCGUUAUGGAAAUAGCAGGAUAACGGUAUUCAAGCGGCUUUUUGCUCCUAAUGGCAGCGGCACCAAAAUAAACUUGUCGGUCGUGAGCACGUGUUUUUGAGCUAGGUGUUUGUCUGAUAAGACCGGCGGAAUGGUGUCUUUGAGAUGUCACAGGAGCAAGUAUAUAUGGGCCACUCUGGGUGUGCUGGCGUUGUUGUGGCUCUAUAUCUUCCCCGUGUACAGGAUACCCAGUGACAAGGAAAUGGUGGAUGAGGUUCUGCGGCAGGGACAAACAUGGAGCAGAAACCAAACGGGAGUAGAACUGUACAGGAAGCUGCUGACAGAAUGCUGUGAUCCAAAGAGGAUGUUCGCUGUUACUAAGGAGAACUCACCAAUAGGCAAAGUCUUGUGGUAUGAUGGGGAGAUCUACCAUUACCACACGGUCAACAAUGAAACCUACCCUUUCUUUGUUCAGGAUACACCAUUGCAGCUUCCUCUAAAGAAGUGUUCGGUUGUGGGCAAUGGAGGGGUCCUGAAACACAGUGGCUGUGGAAACGAAAUUGACCAAGCUGACUUUAUCAUGAGAUGUAAUCUUCCUCCUCUGUCCAAAGAGUACACCGCUGAUGUUGGUACUAGAACACACCUUGUGAGCGCAAAUCCCAGCAUUAUUGAAAAGAGCUUUCAGAACCUCCUUUGGUCCCGCAAAUCCUUCGUAGAGAGCAUGAAGGCAUAUGGUUCCAGCUACAUCUACAUACCAGCAUUCUCUAUGAAGCCCGGCACUGACCCCUCCCUGCGGGCAUACCAUGCCCUUGCAGACUCUGCCUCCAACCAGACUGUCCUCUUUGCUAACCCAGACUUUCUUAAAAAUGUCGGUCGAUUCUGGAAGAACCACGGCGUCCAUGGUAAACGGCUAUCCACGGGGUUGUUCCUGGUGAGCCUUGCCCUUGGCUUGUGUGAAGAGGUAACCACUUACGGUUUUUGGCCAUUUGCGGUGGGGCUGGAUGAGCGACCGGUCAGCCACCACUAUUAUGACAACAUUCUCCCAUCCUCGAGAUUUCACGCCAUGCCUGAGGAGUUCCUGCAACUCUGGCACUUGCACAAGAGCGGCACGCUGCGCAUGCGGGUUGGCUAUUGUGCGAAAGAGGGGCAGGAGCCGAAGAGGGAAAACUAAGUGGAAGUGUUGCCAGGGGCAACUCAUCUUAUCCCCACAGGAACAGGACGGCAAUCCUGUGAUUAGCAUGAUAAUACUGUGGGUUGUGAGGUGAUGCCCCACCCCCAAAGCUGGGCCUCUCUUUGGUGUCUAUAUGCUUGACCCUCAACUGCUACCAAGACCCUACCCUUUUGUUGCCAAGGGACUGUUGAAAAAGACUUGCAUGUGUACCCAUCCUCAUGUAUGCACUCACUGGAAGCUUGUUUUGACUUUCUGUAGAAGUACCGGGGGUGAUGGGGCGGCUCAGGUGUCAUGUGACCUAUAUAAACUGCAUCUGCCAGCAGUUGGACCCUUGAACCUAGAGGAGCUAUUUGUUCACUUCAUGUAAAAAUAGGGGAAGAGGCUGCUUCAAUCAAUGUCUUAAGAACUUUUAAAUGGGAAAUCAGAAAACGAGAGCAAAGUUUUGAUCAUUUGGCAUAUUUUUAUUCAUUUUGUCUUGAAUACUGAUUUUUUUGGGGAGUUUUGAGGAAGUAGAAAAAGGAAUAAUGUGAAAAUCGUUCUUGCAGUGUUUGAACAUAUAAAAAUCAGUGUACAAACAGGUUUAGCCUGUAAAAGGGAAAAAGGCAUUGAAUGUAAAUGCUUUUACAGCCACCGUUUAAAAACUCGUUUCAUAAAUUUGAGACCGGUUUAAAGUGAAGGCUGCAGUUCAUGUAUUAUUGUGAGUAUGUUUUUACUUUUAUUUAUUAUUAAUGUUCAAUGAAACGGGGCCUCUACCGAGAAACAAAAUGUCGCACAUGCAGUGUUUUGUCAUGUUUGGAUUGGGAAGUCUUGCGUUGAGUGACCAUGUCCAGUUUGAAGACUUCCACAAAAACGGAUGAUAGACUCUUGAGGACCAAAUUCCGUAGAAGAGGGAGUGAAUGGUUUGUGUGCCAACGAAAGUAGUGCGAUAGUGUUCUGGGUGACUCCUGUGGCAGCAUCUUUAAUUAUCAUUUGUGUUAUUUUGUAUGUGUUUGAGAAUCAGUCAUUUGAUGGUACACAGUGGUGGAAUGGGGCACCAAUCAUACGAUAAACAUUUUUUUUUGCCUGCUAAGGUGCUGGACACCUGGUUUGGAACGUGUAAAUACUCAGUCACCAGUUUCGUUACUGUUUCCACAAGAAUCUUGGGUUCUUUGAAUGUAGUGGCAGCCAUUUUGUGGUCUGCCCAGUAACUGGUUUCCUUGACUUAUUAUUAGGUGUGUGCGUGCGUGUGCGUGCGUGUGCGUGCGUGUGUGCGUGUGUGCGUGUGUGUGUGUGUUAAAAUGCACACAGGAAAUUAGGUUUAAAUCUUGUAGGUGCUAGCUAUACCACAUGCACUCCAGCUUAGUUUUAAUAUAGCAUCACUGACAGUUUUAAUAGGUAUGAGUGGUAGGAAAGAUGCACUAUAAUGUUGACUUAAGCCAGAAACCUCAGUACUUAAAGGGAUUAUUUGCCCAAAAAAUGAAAAUUCUUUCAUCAGUUAUGAUUACUUUUGUUUAUCUUUGAAACUUAUCUUUUGAAAAUUUCUUGAUUUCUAAAAAAAACCUGGGAGAUUCCCUCCACUGAAAUUCCAUUCAACCAUUAACGCUUCAAACACGGCAAAUAUAAUAAACUGAAGCUCAGUGGUACUUUCUUGACAGCCGAGAACAAACCUUAUUGGUUUGCGCUUGAACUUUUUGAAACAAGUUUUGGUUUACCUUAGUAGUCCAAGUUUUGAACUUUUAAUGAAGGGACAGAAAUCUCUCAGGCUUGUCUUAUGGGUUUGGAAUGACAUGAGGGUAUGUAAAUGAUGACAGAAUUUACAUUUUUCUCUCUUUAAGGGGAAAGUGGAGUUGCCUUUAAAUGUUUCUGCCAUCUAAAGCAGGUGUGUUCGUAUUCAGAUAGCUAGCUAUAAACAUGUCGAUAGUUUAACUCAAACUGUUCCAUUAUCUAAUUCUACAGUCAGUUUUCUGAAUGUAGAAUUAAAUAACUUGCGCUAUGGUGACUUCUGUUGCAACACUGAUAAUAUGUGUUUGGGACUGAUUAUGAAAUGCGUUGACAGAUUUUUAGCUACAAGUGGUUGUGUACACAUACUUGCGUAGACUGUUUUGUGCAUUAAUGUAUCACAUUUAUGCCACACUCCAGUGGCAAGACCUACUGGAGGCUAUUUAAUGGUUGACAGAAACAACCAGCUCAUGUUUGACCCCAAUGAAAAGAAAAAGAAAAAAAAAACAUUUUCCCCUAUAUUCUUAUUAUCUUAAUGUGUUUGGGGAGGGGGGGAAUACAAAUGAAAGGUUGUAUGACAAAUAAUGCUGCAUAAAUACUUCAAUGCUUAAUUCCAGAAGUGUUAAUGGUCAUAAUAAAUGCCUUUUUUCUUUACAUUUUGGGGUGAACUGUGACCUUGGAGUGUUCUUGACCGGUUUGCCCUGAUAGCAAAGGAAAUGUGUGCCCUCAUUUGAGUAUCAAAAAAUUACCAUUACCAUAUUUUCACACUUUAAGCCAAUGAGUGCCUUUAUCAGUAUUAAAAAAAAGGCUAAGGACACAAUUUUAUCAAGGACAAGUUUUGAGUCUAAGGAUUAUUUAAUUUAUCCCCCAAACUCAAACUUAACCUCACAAAAUAGGGUUUUUAGGAAUUUUCAAUCAAGGCUGAUGUGUAACAAUGCAGAAAGACUUAUCAUUUAUGUUCAGUGAAAUUAAAUUCCUGGAUGGAAGUUUCAAAUUAUCUUAGCAUGCGGUUGUAGAAGGACCAACGUACAUUACUGUAAUUUUUUUUAACAUUGCUUAAUUGGCAGAAAAACACAUCUUUACAGCAUACAUAAAGCUGAGGAAAGUGUUAAAUGCUGGAGCUGAUGAUUAUCUUCAUUUUUUUUUUUUUUUUUUUUUUUUUCACCUUUUUGUGCUGUUCAGUAUUGUGAAUGAGUGAGGUUGGAGUUUGUAAGUAGGCAUGCACGACUGUGAUAUGUAAUUGGUAUUUGAAACUGAUUUUGACUGAGAAACUAUGUAUUUUAAGUUUUGCCCUUUGAGCCAUAUGAGGGUGUGUGCCCUGCUGAAACUUAGCUUACCUCAACUGUUCUAUUCACUGUUAAAUUCAUUUAUGGAACUCAUGGGAGCUUGGAUCUUAGGUACUUAAGUACGUUUUACUCCACUAAGCUGUAAAUGUGUCCUAUCAUGUCAAUCUUCUUGGCUCAAGCAGUUGGGAUUUUGUACUUGAGCAUGUAACAAUCUACUAACAGGAACUGGGCUAAACGUUGUUUACGUGCCACAUGGGUUAUGCCAAUCUUGAAAAAAAUUGUGUUAAAAGUAAGCAAACAAUGCUUUUAAACAAUAAAGACAUCCUGUCAACUCA